AUGGAUCAUACGAGCACUACGGAAGGCGAAUUACCAAGAUUCAAUUUCCCCGGUUAUCACUGGAGAAACGAGUGGAUAUUCUCUUUUCUUUCCUCGUUUUCUGCUCGCUCACAUGGACAGACCAACAGUGCGGGGAGGAGAAAAGAUGGAGACAUCUGGAGAAAUCGGAGGACUCAUUGGAGGCGUGUGGCCGAACCACGGCCCGAGGAGAGUCAAUUGAUUGCAUCUGGGGAAUCUAACUGGUUCAAUAGUACGGAGAAACUCGGCCAGAUUAUCUGGGCAAAGACUGGGCAGAACUUGGACUGGAAAACUGGAAAACUGGAGACUGGAGACUGGAGACUAGAGACUUGGGAGGAGAUUGAGAAAGUAACAAGGCAGAAUACGACCGCAACCAGAGUCGCAUUCUGCCGGUUGCAACUCUCCGCAUGCGGGGACUCGUAUGUAGUAAACUCUAUGACUGUCGACUACCACACUACCCCAUACUCCCAACGCCACUGCCGCUGCACUGGUGGUCUUUGCUGGUUCUACCACAUCGGCAUGCCGAUGUCACCUCUGGAACAAUCCGCAGGUUACAUCAUUGUGCAGUCCGGCCUCUUUAUCUCUGCCUCGGACUACUUUUUCCCCUUGGAAUCCCCUGGUGCCUGGGAACUGAGACAAAAACAAGAGAUUCACUCUCGAGCUUUCUGGUUUUCCUUGUUUACGCACGAGUUCUCAUCUCCGGAGACCAACUUCUUGGCCUCGGCGUUGAUCUGCCAUCUCGGCACUUGA
Molecule: messenger RNA, 768 nt
Organism: Penicillium cataractarum
Lineage: Eukaryota; Fungi; Ascomycota; Eurotiomycetes; Eurotiales; Aspergillaceae
Exons: 2
Coding region: 1-768 (255 amino acids)
Source: RefSeq, a predicted model, not a curated record